AGGGGAAUGAACACGCGGAUGAUCAGCAGGAACUGCGGGAAAAAUAGAGAAAGACGAGCCUUGUGAGCGCGGACAGGACAAGACAAGAGGACGACUGGAGCGAGGAGAAGCGGCCAUUACAGUCAACAUCCAGCCGGGAACACACACACACACACACACACACACACACAGUGUAGUGAAGGAGAAGGAGGAUGUGAUUACACUGAGAGGCAGAAAACGGACAGCCCACUGCGAGCACCUCCUCUCUCUCUCUCACACACACACACACACACAUCCCAUUCGCCGGUGAGGACGCAGGAGGAUCAGACUUUCAGCAGCAAUGCGCCUCUGGUUUCCGCAUCAAAACAUGGAUUUCCACAGCCGCACCUUUUACAGGAGGAUUUGUGUCUUGAAUCUGUAAAUAUGUGAAUUACAGCAAUAUGAGGCAUUUCUAGAAACCGCUUCCAAGUCAAUUAGGCUAAUAAUAGGCGUUUGGGUGAAAGGAAACCCAUCCAGCCGAGUGUGAUAUUUGAUCUGAAGCACUGAGGAGUGAAUAAGCGGUGAAUAAAACCGGGGUGGAUUAAAGAAGUCGCCGAGGCGGACUGUCAGCUGCUCCCGGAGCCGCCGGAUUAAGCUUCCUGCUCCAGCCGGGAUCCAGGGCGCCAUGGCCGGCUUCAUCCCGGGCUUACUGCCCACUACUCACUCUCAGGAGAAGGAGUUCGCCAAAGCCUAUGAAGACGUCCUGGAAAGAUAUAAAGAUGAGCGAGACCGGGUUCAGAAGAAAACCUUCACAAAAUGGGUCAACAAGCACCUUAUCAAGGUGCGGAAGCACAUCACAGACCUGUACGAGGAUCUUCGAGAUGGACACAACCUCAUCUCUCUGCUGGAGGUGCUGUCUGGAGUUACGCUGCCCAGAGAAAAGGGCCGCAUGCGAUUCCAUCGACUGCAGAACGUGCAGAUUGCCUUGGACUUCCUCAAACAGAGACAGGUCAAACUGGUCAAUAUCCGAAACGAUGACAUCACAGACGGAAACCCAAAGUUAACUCUAGGCCUUAUUUGGACCAUCAUCCUCCAUUUCCAGAUCUCCGAGAUCUAUGUGAGUGGUGAGUCAGGGGACUUGACAGCCAAGGAAAAGCUUUUGCUAUGGACUCAAAAGGCCACCGAGGGCUACCCUGGCAUUCGCUGCGUCAACUUCUCUUCCAGCUGGAGCGAUGGACGCAUGUUCAAUGCCCUUCUGCACAGAUACCGGCCAGACCUGAUUGACAUGGAGCUGGUGGCACGCCAGAGUAACCGUGACAACCUGGAGCAGGCGUUUGAGAUCGCAGAGUCUCUAGGGGUGACACGACUUCUGGAUGCUGAAGAUGUGGAUGUACCAUCGCCGGAUGAGAAAUCGGUCAUCACAUACGUGUCCUCAAUCUAUGAUGCCUUUCCCAAGAUCCCAGAAGGAGGAGAAGGCAUCACGCCACAAGAGGUUGACCAGCGUUGGGCAGAGUACCAGUCUCAUUUCUCCUCGUUGUUGCAGUGGACGAGGCAGCACACAGCCCUCAUGGCCAACAAGAACUUCCCCCAGAACCCUGUGGAGCUCAAGGCACUUUAUAACGAAUACGUCCACUUCAAAGAAACGGAGAUUCCUGCUAAGGAGACGGAGAAGGGGCAGAUCGAACACCUUUACAAGUUGCUGGAGGUAUGGCUCGAGUUCGGACGCCUCAAACUUCCACAGGGAUUGCACCCGAACGACCUGGAGGAGCAGUGGGGGAAACUGAUCCUGGAGAUGUUGGAGAGAGAGAAGGCACUGCGGCCUGCUGUGGAAAGACUGGAGUUACUCCUCCAGAUGGCUAAUAAGAUUCAGAACAUGGCUGUGGACUGUGAGGAGAAACUGACCCUGGCCAAGAACACACUGCAGUCGGACAUGUCUCAGCUGGAGAGAGGAGAACAAGCGCGCUGUGAGCAGGAGCUGGGUGCGUACCUGCAGGACUGCGAGGCUCUGGUCCGCCAAAUGCAGCUGGACCUGCAAAUCCUCCGAGAGGAAAAGUACUACCAAGUAGAGCAGCUGGCCUUCAGAGUGACCCGUCUGCAGGAGGAGCUGGUCUCCCUGCGACUGCAGUGCUCCAGUGUUUACAGAAAAGGCCACUUCCUUUCAGGAGGAACGACGGGAGAACAGACUCAGAGGCUCUCCUCGGGGAGCUUGGCCACGCUUGGAGCUCAGACAUUGCUGGGCGCAGCAGGCGUCAUGGCGAACCUGCUCAGACGGCCCAUGUCUCGCUCCGAACUGGUGGCCAUGUCCUCGUCAGAGGACGAAGGGAGCCUGCGUUUCAUUUACGAGCUUCUGGGAUGGGUAGAGGCAACGCAGGAGCUGCUGGAGCGGGCUGAGUGGGGCUCCGACCUGCCGUCUGUAGAUCAGCACUUGCAGGAUCACCACACAAUCCACGCUGCCGUAGAAGACCUGCUGCACAGCCUGAAGGAGGCUCGUAGUUAUGAGCCGAGCGUCUCUUCCAGUUUCCGAAGCAAUUAUUCCGAAACCUUGGCCAAGCUGGAGAACCAGUACUGCAAACUGCUCGAGCGUUCGUCAUGGCGACUGCGCUGCCUGGAGAGCUUGCGAGCGUUUGUGUCCCAUUGCACUGAAGAGCUCAUUUGGCUCAACGAGAAGGAAGAGGAGGAGCUGGCCUUCGACUGGAGCGAAAACAACACCAACAUGGUUGCAAAGAGAGAACAGUAUGCUGAAUUGAGGGCAGAGCUGGAGGAAAAACAGGAAGUGAUGCACUCCCUACAGGAAACAGCCGAUCAGCUGUGUCGGGAGAAUCACCCAGCCAAACAGACUGUCGAGGCCUACAGAGCUGCCUUGCAGACACAAUGGCAGUGGGUUGGACAGCUGUGUGUAUGUGUGGAGCAACAUCUCAAGGACAACACUGCCUACUUUCAGUUCAUGAGCGAUGCACGGGAGUGCGAGACGUACCUGCGACAGCUUCAGGACACCAUAAAGCGGCAGUACACAUGUGACCAAAACAGCAGACUAGGCAAACUGGAGGACCUGCUGCAGGACUCCAUGGAGGAGAAGGAACAGCUGAUCAAGUACCGUAGUUCAGUGGCCAGCCUGGUAGGGCGGGCCAAGACGGUGGUCCAGCUCCGCCCACGUAGCGCUGACUUCAUUCUGGGUACCACCACACUCAUCCGUGGCAUCUGUGACUACAAACAAAUAGAGAUCACGAUCAGUAAAGGAGAAGAGUGUGUGUUAGAAGAUAACUCGCAGAGGACGAAGUGGAAGAUUAUCAGUCCGACAGGAAAUGAGGCCAUGGUGCCAUCAGUUUGCUUCACAGUUCCACCACCCAACCAGGAGGCUAUUGACACUGCCAGCAGAACGGAGCAGCUGUACCAGAACGUCAUGUCUUUAUGGCACCAGCUGCACAUGAACAUGAAGAGUGUGGUGUCUUGGCACUAUCUGCAGAAGGACAUCAGCAACAUCUCUUCCUGGACUUUGGACACGGUGCGUUUGCAGUCUCCGUCUGAUAGGCAGCAAGCCCUGGAUCACCUCGACGCCCACCAAGCGGAUUUCCUGGCAGACAGCCGCGAGAGUGCCUUGUUUACGGCGGCCGAGAGGCGCGAGCUCGAGCAGGGAGCACGGAACUGCCACGAGCACUGCAAAGCACUGCUGAUCUCCAUGGAGACAGUGGAGAAGGAUGAGUCUGUCUCGCGCUCCUACCUCGCAGAGCUGCAGAGCAUAAAGGCUCACCUGCAAGAGGCAGAGCAGAAGCUGAUGAUUGGCAUGCAGACUCCGCCCCCUAGUGGUUUGUCAGGAGAAGGUGGAGGUGCAGCUGUUCAUAUCGCAGAGCAAGAGAAGCUGCAACAGCAUCUGAAAAGUCUGCAGUCUGAUCUGGGUAACGUGUCUCGUCGCUGUGUGAGCUUCUUCGAAGAGAAACCCUCCUCCUCCAGCGUGCCUGUGCUUCGCUCCGAGCUCAAUCUGGCUGUGGAGAAAAUCGAGCGACUCAACUCGCUGUCUUCUGUCUAUCUGCACAAGUUGAAAACAGUAGAUGUGCUGAUGAGAAGCUUACAGGCUGCUGAGCGUCAGGUGAAGAAGUACGAGGGACGAUUGAGCGAGGAGGACAUAGUUCCUGCUGAUACCACUGCCAUCCAGGCCUUGAGAGACCAGAUAAGGAACUGGCAUUCAGAGAUGAAGGAGCAGGACCACGUCUUCCAGUCUCUGAGCUCGGAGGUGCAGCAGGCACGUGAAGCAGGCACCCAGCUCAGUCAGCUGCAUGCUGAACGCAGUCCUGAGCUGGAGCGCUACCAGGAGAAAGCCCAGCAACUCUCCGAGAGAUGGAACGGAGCGCGCAGACAAAUGGAGACACGGCAAGCUGAUCUGGAGAUGAUAGGCUCAGUGCUUCAGAAGUACAGAGACGGUCACUCUGGUCUUAUCCGCUGGAUCGAAGAGACCACCGAGAAACAGGAGAACACUCAGCCCGAGCAGACGAACAGGAAAGCCCUGUCUGAGCAGCUCACCCAGCAGAUGGCUUUGGUGGCUGAGUUUGAACAGAACAACGUGAAACUGGAUGAGUGCCAGACGUACUCUAAACACUACUGCACUGCUGUCAAGGACUAUGAACUGCAGCUCAUGACAUUUAGAGCGUUUGUGGAAUCGACUCAAAAGUCUCCAGUGAAAAGGAGGAGGAUGCAUUCUUCAUCAGACGCCAUAACACAAGAGUUCAUGGAUCUUCGCACUCGGUACACAGCUCUGGUGACACUGACGACGCAACAUGUCAAGUACAUCAAUGAUGCACUGCGGAGACUUGAGGAGGAAGAGAAACAAGUCGAGGAGGAGAGACAAGCCCGUGUGGGUCAGGUCACAGACCUGCUUGGUUGGGUUAAGGGCCUUCAGGAGAGAGCUUCUGGACCAGCUGAGACAUCGCUUGCUGCACAGCAGGCAAUCAGUGAGCAGUUAGCUUCGAAAAGAGAAGAAGUUGCUGAAGCAAUCAGAAGCACACAAGUCUUCCUCCAUUCAAAACAGGCCAGCAAAUUGGCCCCUGAAGAACGUGCCCAGGUUACAUCACAGUUGGAUGAACUGAAAUCUACCUACAGCCAGCUGCGCGACCGCUCUGCUGCUCAGCUUCAACAGCUCGAAGAACAGCUGGCCAAAGAGGAGAAACGAAAGGGCCAUGAGACCAUCGCUGGAGUAAUCGAUCUUGAUACUGUGGAAACCUUCCCAAUUUUCCAGUCAGCACAGCGAGGCCUUAUAGACCAGGACACAUGCUAUGUGCUGCUGGAGGCACAGCUUGUUAGGGGUGGUCUAUUACAUCCUGAUUCCCCUCAGGGUCUUUCAUUAGAAGAGAGUUUCAGCUCUGGUCUGAUUGAUAGCCGCAUGUACCAGUCGCUGUCAGAAAUAGAAGCUGCCCUCCAUCUUGUACAACAGUCACAAUUCAUAAAGAGUCACACGAUACCAGUUGCUGCGGCUAUGGAAGCGGGCUACGUAAAAGAGCAAACUGGGCUUCGUAUCUUGGAGCUGCAAGUGAGCACAGGAGGCUUUUGGGAUGACCCCAACGAUGAAAUUCUUUGUCUUGAAAAUGCUAAAGAAAAAGGUCUCAUCUCAGGUGCUGUUUACAAGAAGUUAUGCUCUCAUCUUGAUAGGCAAGAGCUUAUUGAUCCUAAUACAGCUGAAAAACUCAGCCUAUCAGAGUUUUUUCAGCGAUGUAUUUUGAAUCAGGAGACUGGCCUGCGUCUCCUGCCAGUCAAUCACCAGUCAAGGGGAACAAUCUGCUUAAGAUCUGGUAUAAAAGUAGGCAUUUUCCGGGCAAUCCGAGAGGGACUGAUUGACCGGGAAGUUACUAUUAGACUUCUGGAGGCUCAGCUGUUUGCAGGUGGCAUCACCGAUCCCCGCACUGGUCACCGACUGACAAUAGAUGAAGCUGUGAGGCAUGGCCUUAUGGAUCAGGACUUGGCCUGUGCCUUACUGACCCACCAGUUACAAUCAGGGGGAGUCGUAGACCCUGUCAGUGGAGAGCGCCUGGGAUUAGAUGAAUCUAUCCAAAGAAACCUCCUCUCUCCUCGCAUGGCUUUAAGGGUACUUGAAGCUCUGUGGGCUUUUAUGGGCAUGUUAUGGCCAGAGUCAGGGGAGCUGCUUCCCAUCACUGAAGCUCUACAGCAGGGUGUUAUUUCAGGUGACCUAGCACGAAAAGUCUUAAACAAACGCCAUUCUGUUGGUGCAAUUUACUCUCCAGAAAGUGGUCGGUUGAUUCCUCUGGACCAUGCUGAGAAAGUUUUGGGACCAGGAGCAGCAAAGGUUCUUCAGCAGGCACAGAUUCCAGACAUUCUGCCUGCCAUGACUCAAACAGGGUUGCUGCACCACAGGGGCUCUUCCUUUUCAUCACCUUUGUCCUCUUUAGCCCCUGCCUCAUUCCCACACCUUCAAUCUGAUACUUCCUUUUUGCAGGCAUCCAGGCCCCAGGAGCAAGAUCCCCACUACCUCCUCUCUUACCUUAUGACCCACAGCUACAUAAAUGCUCACUCAGGAGAGCGUCUGGUCUUGCAGGAACCUGAACUGAUGGAGCUCAUUAAUGUAACUGGAACAACAAAAGAUCAAAACGGACAUAAACCACAGUUGGGAGAGCCCUCCGACAGAGAGACAGCAGGAGAACCGGAGUUUACGAGGCCAUUAAGUGAAACAAAGCAAGAAAACAUUCUUAUAGAGGGGAAGGAGAGUUCAACUUUCAAAAUCUCUCGAAAUGAACAAGAGAAACCUAUUGUUUUAGAAGAAAAUGAAACAAAUAUAACUAAUGUUUGUACGACUGCACUUAAGAAUGCUGUACAAACAGUUGCAGGCGUUUCUUUAAAAGAACCAAGCACUGAUAGAAUGUUAGUGAAGCACUUGGAUACAGACUCCAAAGUAUCAGAGACAGAACCUGAAACAUCACACCUAUUUGUGAAAGAUGUGAACGUGUUGAAUACUGAUCCCACAUUUCACUCACUGAGUCCAGAUAUAGAAGAAACCAGUAGGGGAGAACAAUUCCUAAGGCUGAUGGAACCAGCUUCUCGGCCUCGGGUUGAGAUGCCUACCUCGGCCUCAGACGACAACAUGCCUGGUGAAAAUGAAGUGGAAUGUGCACCGACUGUGAAGAAACCAACUAUGAACACUGCUGUCAAAACCACAAGUAAAGAUACUGUCGAAGAAAGUCAGCCUGAUCAAUUUCAUAGACAUGCCAGAGAAGGCCUACAAGUGAGGGAAGUACCAGGUGUAACUGAACAAAUCUCAGCUCAAACAGAUACGGACAAAAAUAUGGAAACUGCAGAUUUAUUAAAAAUAAAAAGCACUAUAUCUGUGGACAUUUCUGAAGAUGCAGAGAUUGACCGCAUGGCAAAGGAGUUGCUGCAGGGGGGUCUUCUGACUGCUGGGACCCAGAAAUUGCUCCUUGAUGAGGCUGUAUACCAGGAUCUGCUCCCAGGUCAUAUUGCUAUAAAGGUAAUGUCUCAAGCAGAGCUUUUUGGUGGGUUCCUGGAUGCACGUGCUUGUCGACCACUAAGCCUUGAUGAUGUACAGGAAGGCCUCCUGGAGGAAGAUUUAAUGACCAAGGUUAUCCAUUCGGAAAAGACUAUGGCUGGCGUGUUCGAUGUGGAACACAGUCGAAUAUGCUCACUAAAGGAGGCUGCUAAAGAAGGCCUUUUAGAUACAGAUACAGUAUCUCGCCUUCUUGAGGCCCAGAUUGUCUCUGGGGGAAUUAUUGACCUUGAAAAAGGCAAAAAAGUUUCAGUUGACCUUGCAGCAAAACUUGGGCUAAUAGAGGAAGAGCAAAAAGAUGAACUGCUUUUAUUAGAGAAGUCAUGUCAUGGAAAGAGUUCUGAUUCAAAUGUAAUACAAAGAAAGUUGAAACUACAGCUACAGAUGGAUGGAAUAAUAGACCCCAAAACAAAACAGCCUGUACCGCUUCAACAAGCUCUCCAAAAAGGUCUUAUUGGUCAUGAGGAAACGGAGCAGAUCCUAUUGCAACAGGUAGCUGAAGGUGGAAUCGUGCACCAUGGGUCUGGCGUUCGCCUCAGUGUUACUGAUGCAGUACAUCAAGGCCUCAUUGACAGUUCACUUGCUCCGAAACUCGAACAGUUUGAGGAGUCGAGACAAAACCAGUUUAUUUCAGAUCCAGAUGCUGCUUUUCUUCAGGCAGCUGUAGGCUUCAUUUAUGAUGCUGCUUCAAAGAGCAACCUAACAUUGACUCGAGCUAUUUCCUGUGAUGUGAUUGAUCAAGACACUGCAAAUAAAGCUAUGGAAUCUCCGACUGUAAAAAGUGGUGUUUUGGAUCCUCAGAAUGCUUGCGUUAUACCAUACUCGGAGAUGAUAAAACAGGGAAAGAUUGACAUUGAGACAGGUUGGAGAUUCCUUGAAGUAAGACCAUUCCGAGGUAUUCCAAACGAAGAAAAUGGUGACCUGAUGACUGUACCAGAAGCAGUAAAGAUUGGUCAAGUUGAUCCCAUUCCAGCAUUCAGAUUAUUGCAGAGUCAGGCAGAUUCUGGAGGUAUCGUCAAUAUUUCAAGUGGGGAAAAACUACCUCUCCUGGAUGCUGUCAAUAAAGGCCUUGUUCAAAAAGAUGUUGCCAGGGUUAUUGCUAAAAAUCAGUUUUUGAAAGGAGGCUUGGUUAGCCCUGUUGGUGGACAGAGGGUGUCUAGUUUUAAAGAGGCUGUUCAGGAUGGGUUAAUAUCAAAAGAAAUGGCUGCAGAACUUUGUGAUGACCUUGGAGUUGUCGAUCCUCUUGUGUCACAGACUGUUUAUCAAGACAGUCCUACAGUGAAGAGUUGCGAAAACAUAGACGUGAGCAAGGUGCAUUUAGACAAAAGUGAAAAGCAACACCCCAGGACUACAGAUCAUCAUAAAGAUCAAUUGAAGGCUGAUACAGAUGAACAACAACAGGUCCUUCAGCAUUCUUCAACAUCUGAAUUGGUGAAACAAAUGCAUGUGGAUGUUUCAUCAAAGGGAGUUGGGAAAGAUGCUGACGAAUCAUUAGAGGUUCUAAGUCGGUUUGCUUUAAAAGCAGAAAGAAGGCUACAGGAGGCCAUUGAAGAAUGUCGUCCUAAACAACAAAAAGCUUUAGAAGAGUCAAAACACAGACUUGUUCAAAUUCCACUAAUAUCCACGAUUGAAUCUGAAGUUGGAAAAGCCGAUGACGUGAUACUCCAGACUACAAAGUCAGAUAUCCAAAUACAGCCAGAAGUUGAAUUUGCAGGUACUAAAAUGGGCAGAAACCUGGAAAAAUAUGAGAAGAGUAGCUUCAGCAUUGUCCCAGGGACCACUCACAAGGUGCACGAUGGGCAAGCCCCAUCUGACAAAGAAAUGGAUAGAGUUAUGAAGGCAGCAGGACUGCAGUCAGUGUCUGAUACAAAGGCAAUCUGCGAAAGCGAAGAUGACACUGAUGAUAGAAAUGACACACCAAAAGCAACACUUACUGAGGGGCAACAGAUGCCUGGAAAAGAGAGAGGAAAAGGAAAACAUAAACAAACCAAAAUAUGUCCAGAAAUCAAUAAAAGGUCAGAGGUACAGCUACAAGAUACAGGUGUGACAUCACAGUUACACGGCACUGAGAACAAAAAUGGAACGCAAGUUUACUCAGCUGAAAAAUCUGGUGAGUCCAGUGUGAAUGAAGAGAAAACGGUUGGAAUGGAGUUUGAAGUUAGAACUCCAGUAGUGUAUGAAUCAUCAUCUGUAGACACGAAUGCAAGAGAGUUUGGAAGUGACGUUUUAGAUCUUGAUCAAAAAGAGGUCAAAGUCGAUCUAGAUAUUAGAAAAGAUGGUGAUACUAAACGCAGCCACAUGAUGGAAGUAAGCAUGGUUCAAAAAUCCGAACAUUGUUCAAAGACUCCUGAUAUGAAUGCAGCGUUACCUGUAUAUGGCACUGAGAAUGAGACUGUAAAAGCUGAUAUUGGCAUUGGAAGGGAAGCUGUAGUCACUGAUCAGAAAUCCGAAGAUGCAGACGUGAAAGAAGAGACUCGAGUAGAGUUGGAGGUUUUAAAACCUCCAUGUUUGAAUAUAACCUCAAGUAUAGAGAGUACAGAGAACAAAUUUGGAAAGGAAGUUGUAGUCACUGACCCGAAAUCUGAACAUGUGGCGAUAAAGAGAAAGGAUAAAGUAGAUUUUGAUCUUAUAAAAGCUGCAGAUCUGACUGAUGCCUCUCUUGAGGAGGACAUUAUGGACAAAUCUGGAACAGAAAUUAUUGGCAUUCAUCAAGAACGUGUUGAUGUGAAGGAGAAAGAGGUCGAUGUGGAAGUUCUAAAGCCUAUAUAUAUGGGCAUGACUUCACCUAUGGAAGGGAUGGAAAUCAAGUUUGGAAAAGACAUCGUAGUCACUGAUCAGAGCUCUGUAGAUGAGAAGCCGAAGGCCAAACUAGAUCUGAAGGUUCGUAAAGGUGACGGAGACGCCAAGGGCACGUCUGGAGAAGACGAUGAUCAAAAGAAUAUGGAAGAACAAAGAGAGGUUAAAAUGGAUUUGGAAGCUCUAGAAUUUCCCUGCACGAGUGUAACUUCACCUACAGAGGGCACCAAGGAAUUUGAAAAUGAUGAUCUAGUCACUGAUCAGAAAGAUGCAAACCUGAGAAAUCUGGAAGUUAUAAAAACACCAGAUAAAACUGAGGGUUCACCUGCAAAGCAUCUGGAGAACAGAUGUACAAAAGAAUUUGUUGACAAUGCUGAAGAUAUAAAAAUGGAGACACUGGUCAAAGCAGAGAUGUCAGGAGUACCAGAUACAAGUGAUACUAUUGAGUCUAUCCCAGAGGGUCUACACCAGAGAAUAGAGGUUGUGAAGAGUGACGUCUUAAUGCAACAGAGGCAACAUAUGGAAAAUGUAAGUCUGGGAGCUGAAACAUCAAAACAUGAUCCUGCAAGCUCGAUGGAUGAGCAAGUUGAAUUGCAGAGUCAAAUGCGAUCCAUCGACGUAAAUGAUGUGUCGAAAACGCAGGUUGACCAUGAAAUUGAUUACUCUGAGGAUCAUGCUUCCGAGCAAUCCGACAAGAAGAAAAAGAAGAAAAGAAAAAACAAAAAGACCAAGAUGGCAAAUACUGAAAAGGAAGCAGAGGAGAGCCAAGUUGAUGAGCCAGUGCAAAAGCCACCAGAAGAUGUCUCACCUCAAAGCAAGACAUUCAGUGCAGUAAAGAAAGAUGGAAUGGAACAACCUCAGAAACUUAAUCAGGCACAGCUAGAGAAAGAAGCACUUCUGAUGAAAGCCAGGGAAAGCAUUCUUAGGAAAGUCUUUGAGAGGGGUGUCAGCGAGAAACAGGCUGCCGAAGAAUUAGAAGCAUUACGUCAGGGGUCAACGAAAGAACGGCAUGUGACAGGUCUGGAGCAAGCCAAGAAAGAGGAGAAAAUUUCUUCACUCCAUGCAAAGGAAAAUGAAGCUGAUGUAUUAUAUCAGAUAGACAAAAAUAAAAACCUGCUGCCUGGAGAUGUUUUAAUUGGGGCAGACGACACACAAACUCAUUUCCGUCAGACUGAUGAUGACAUUGAGAAAAAGCAGGACCUAAGCUGUACCGAGAGCUCAGGUGUUGCUAUGAACCCCAGUAAGCAAAUAUUAAAGCCCAUUAAAGGUUUAGAAAGGCAGGUUGGUGAGACGGGAGCAAAAAGUGAAAACCUGGGCGACUCUGCAACCUCCAAGGAGCCAUAUAAUACUCUUACUGGGGAAGAUGAAGACCACCAAAAAUCUGUUCCUGCUAUAAAAUUAGCCAACAGUUCUGAUGCCGUACCACAGGGUGAAGUAAAUACGUGUGUGCAAACCUCCGAAACAGAGCUGGAGGAUACAGUUUGCAAGGAGUCACUGCAAGCCAUGACGAAGGAAUCCGCUUACAUUGACAACGAAUUCAAAGACGAAUCAUCCAUUGAAGAGUCUUCAGAGUCAAGACUGUCUAAUUUAGAUGAGGUCCCAGAGUCUGAUACUACAGAAUGCUGGGAAGGGGAGGACUCUGAAGAAUAUCAAGAGGGUGUUGAUGAAAAAUGGGCUGAAGACCUCGUCAAUAAAGAGGGGACAACCCUACAGAUAAGCAAGUCCUCUUUGGUCCGUCAAGAAUGCCUAGAACAUGAUCAACAAAUCGUAGCACUGCUGUCCAUGGUGCGACACGCUGAAGUCCGUCUGAAGCAACAGCAGCAGCAGUUCAUGGGGAGGAGUCUUGCCACGCUUGAUGACAUCAUUAAACAGACAGAGGCUAUUGCACUAGAGCUCACUGAUUUGGAGCCCCAAGUAAACAGGGAGGUUGAAGCAGCCAAGCAGCUCCUGGAGUCACACAACGAGGAUGUCCCACCCCAGUUAGUCACAGCCCUGGAGAAGGACCAGCGGAGUUUGUCCCGUACAUUUAACGCUGCAAGAAAACUUGCUGAGAGUGCUCUGCAAGGGAUGCAAUCACAUCGUGAUGCACAGAAGGAGGCAGUGUGUAGCGAGUUGGAGUCUCUGACUCGAAGAGUAGACGGUCUUCUUGACUGGCUUAAAGACACAGACGCUCAGAUGGAGCAAGAAGCAGCUUCAUCUGAGGAUGGGAAGGUUAAAGGGACUGGAACAUUGGUGUGGCUCACUCAGAAACUGCAACAAGUCAAGGAUCUACAGGAGUGUCUCACAACCCGCAACAAGGAUGUAAACGCUGUGGCGUUUGACAUCCAAGUGUUCAUCUCGGAGCACGCCCAGGAUCUGGCACCUGAGCAGAGCAGGCAUCUGCUGGGACAGCUUCAGCAGCUCCAGAGUGCCUUUCACCAGGCCUCGGGGCGCACCCACGCCAGGGCUGAGGCCCUCUCGGUCCAACGAGUCAGAGAAGAAGCGCGAGAGUUGAAGGAACUCGAAAGGGCACAGGAGGAAAGACAGAGAGAGAAAGAGAGACAGACUGCGAGGGAGAGAGAGGCAGUGCAGCAGCAGAAAGCAGAGUGCUCGCAGAAGCUUGAAGGCCUCAGUAUGUGGUUGGCUGGUGCAGCGAGCCUGCUGGCCAGUCAGAGAACGGGAACCGAGUCAGAUGAUGUGAAUGUACUUCAGCAAAAGCACAGUGAGCUCAAGGAGGUGCAGAAAGAUCUUCAGACCAAAGGUGAUGGCAUGAUGGAGACAGUUCGGUCAGUGGAGGAGUUCCUGGCUGAGCGUGGCGAGGAUCUGAGCCCAGAGGAAAGGGCUAACCUGCAAGCAGCGCUGACACACAUGAAAGAGCAAUACCACGCCCUUACAGACACUGCGCAGUCCUCACUGGCUCAUCUGGACACAACUAUCAACACAACGCUUCAGCAAAACACACAAAGGGCUAAAGCAGAGGAGCAGCUGCAGGAGACUCAGGGAAAAAUAGACGUGCUGCUUAAGGAGUUAUCAUCACUGGACUCCUCUAGGAAGAAGUCGCUUAGCGAGACUGUUCCAGAUGCCAGCAUUCCAGCGGAGUCACUGAGCGCACACCGCGACGUGCUAAAGGCCGAAUUACAGCAGUUACAAGCCCAGCAGGCUCACCUCUUACAGGUGGCCCAGUCCACGCGCGCUCUCCUGGAGCAGCCAGACUCCAGUGUUCCCCCAGAGGAGAAGCAGCGCCUGCGCGCCAGACUAGAGCACCUCCAGAGCCAACACCAGGAACGUCUACAGAGCUGUCAGGAGAGACUAAGGCGGACCGAAGCACUUCAGGAUGACCUCUCCAAAUUCAUGGAAGAACAUGGCAACCUGGGAGCAUGGCUGGAGCAGAGUGAGAAGGAGCUGUGUUCCUUAAGGGAAGGAGAAGCUGAUGCACAGGGGCUGAAACACAGGCUGGAGGAGCACAAAAAGCUGGCAGAUGAUGUGAUCUGUCACAAGGCAGAUUUGCGCUUUGUGUCCAUUUCUGGACAGAAGGUCCUGGAUUCAAUACAAGGGACACAGGAAAGGGCGGGUGCUAUCGAUCCAGCUCUACAGGACACAAAGCAGCUUGUCAGUGAUAAGCUACAAGAUGCAACACAGCGCUACAAUUCUCUACAAAACAAGUCUGUCGAUCUUGGUACCCAUCUGUCCAGUCUACUGGAUCGGUACCAGCAGUACCAGGAUGAGGCUACAGCUCUGGAUUCUUGGCUCAGCGCUCAGGAGCAGAACCAGAGCAUAUUGAAACCUAGUGGAGAGCAGACAGAUACACAGACACUACAAAAUACACUGAAUACUGUCGAGCAUUUGCAGGAUGAGCUCACGGAACGCUCGUUGCAAUUGGAGAAGGUGAGGAAAGCUGCGAAAGUGCUCACCAGCGCCCAGGAAUUCCCCAAACUCAAAACAGCAGAUAUCAACACCACCACAGAUGCACUUGAGAAGCGGUUUGGAACUCUGUCAGAGUGUGUGUCUCAGAGAGCUGAGCAACUGCAGACUGCUGUCGCUCAGUCUGUAAGUGUUCAGGAGGGACUCAAGGCACUGCUGUCCUGGCUGGAUGGUCUAGCAUUAGACCCUGGACCAAUCCAACCGAGUGCCCAAGCAGUGCAAGAGGCCCUUACCCAAAAUCAGAAACUGCGGCAGGAAUUAUUGUCACGACAAGGCAGUGUCGAGGCCACUCGUGACUCCGUGUCCAAGCUGCUGAAAUCUGCAGAUGCAUCAACAGUUUCUGGUCUGCAGGGGGCACUGCAGGACCUGAGUCAGCGCUACGCCACAGCCCAGACCAAGCAGGCUGAAAAAGAAGCUGAACUGCGGGCAGUUCUGCCCAAGCUGGAGGGCUUCGAGCGCUUGAGCUCGGACCUUCGCGAUUUCAUCCAGAGCCGUGAGAGAGUUCUGAGCCUCGGGGGCCUGCCGGACCACAGCGUCGAGGAUUACAGACACACCAUAGAGGAGGUAAAAUCAGAUCUUGUCCAAGAAACAAGUCAGCUGAAGUCAUUUGUGGAGCUUGGUACAGACCUCAGCAAGUCAAGGCUAUUUGCCAAUGCGCGUAGCCUUGUAGACUCAACUAAAGAGGUGUCUGAAGAUUUUGCUCGACUAGAAGCCAGCGUCGGCGAGAAGCUGAAUGCCAUCCAGAGCUGUGACCAGCAGCUGGUGCAGUUCCGCUCGCUUUCCGGCUCCCUCCUCAGGUGGCUGCAGAUGGCACAAGAGCAGCUGCCUGUUAAAGAACCCAACUUCAACACAGAGGGCCUGCAGAGGAGAGUACAGCAGCUCAAGGACCUGCUGAGUGAAUGGGAGUCCCAGGGCAGUCGAGUUCAGGAGCUAAACAAGAGCAGCUCGGAGCUGGAGAGUCUGAUCAUCAGCAUCACUGCUCCACAAAGCAAGACUGGUGUCCCCACGCUCAAUGGUGCCGGUGGCUCCAGCAGUCUCAAUGGCAUUCAUACCUGCAGAGACCUGACUGAGAUCCAGGUGAUGGUGGCGGAUGUGAACAGCAGGUAUGAGCAGCUCGGUGGGGAUCUUCAGGAGAGGCAGAGCAGACAACAGGCUUCUCUGGAGUUGUGCCAGAAGGCCAGGCAGGACUCUGAGGCUCUGCUACAGUGGCUUGGUCCUCGGGAGCAAAGCCUGGCACAGGGGCAGACUGCAUCACCCUCACGGCCUGAGAUAGUGCGUGCCCAGGUGCGGGAGAACAAGACUUUGCUGUUGGAACUCUCAGAAUAUUCUGGAAAAGUGGAGGACCUAAAAAACACCCUAAAGCAGUUGAUACAAGAAAAUCCUGACUCCCCUGAAGCAGAGAUCUGGAAACAGCAACUGAAAGACAUAGAAUUUCGAUGGGAGAAAGCCAGUCAGACCGCAGCACAGAGACAGACAGAACUGGAGACGUGUGCUGACAGACUGGGCAACUUUGAAUCAGCAGCCAAUCAGCUCAGCCCCUGGCUGCGAGAGAAAGAGCUGAUGAUGAGUGUGCUUGGUCCCCUGAGCAUCGACCCGAACAUGCUCAACACUCAGAAGCAACAAGUGCAGUUUAUGCUGCGUGAAUUUGAGACACGGCAUGCCCAGUUCGACCAGCUGACCCAGGCAGCAGAGGGUAUCCUCUCACCAGUUGGGGAUCAGGGCUCUGGGGAAAGCCAGGAUGUAGCUGAGGUGAAGCAGGAGCUGGCCUCCAUCACCCAGCAGUGGGAGAACCUGACUUCUCGCCUGUCCGGACGUUCCGACCAGAUCGAACGUGCCCAGGGCACCAGCGAGCGCUUCCAGGCUCUGCUGAAGGAGCUCUCUCAAAGUUUGUCUCAGCUGGCUGAGAAGCUGGAUGCCCAGGCCUCACUUAGUGCCCAGCCUGAGGCCCUGCGCCAUAGGCUGAAGGAAACGGGAGAGAUCCGCGCAGAGCUCGAGCAGAGGAGAGGCCAGCUGGCCCAGGCUGAGCAGCUGUGUGCAGAGCUCAGUGCGAUUGUGGUGGAACCCUACCUUCGAGAAGAGCUGCAUAAGAAACUAGAGAGCGUCAGUGGCCCACUCAACAGCCUGGAGGAAAGAGCAGCGGAUGGCCUGUCCCAGCUGCAGGCUGCUCUCUCAAGCACGCAGCAGUUCCAGCAGAUGUUUGAGGAGCUCCGUGCCUGGUUAGAUGGGCAGGCUGCUGCAAAUAUACCCAGCAUGUCUGAUCCUCUCCCAUGCCAGCCUGAAGUUCUGCAAGCCCUGCUUGCCCAACAAGAAGAACUCCAGCGUGGUGUGGCACAACAGCGAGGGUCAUACGAGCUCAUCCAGGCUGAGGGAGCUUCCAUCCUGGCAUCGCUUCCUGCUGGAGAUGAGCGCUCAGCUCUGCAGGCUCGACUCGCCAAACUACGCCAGGACUGGGAGGAAGUAAACCAACACUUCACAGAAAAGCAAACGCAUGUUAAAGAGACCCUGGGCCGUGCCAUACAGUACAGGCAGCAUCGUGAUGAGCUGGAUCCUUGGCUGAAGGAGUGUGAGCAGAAAGAGGCAGAAAUUCAACCUUCUCUGGAGCCUGCUGCCCUCGAAGAAGCCCUGCAGAAAGCAAGGCAGUUAGGCCUGGACUUGGAUCGCCGUCGCCCCCUAUUGGAGACUCUGAAUUCUGCAGCUGACCAGCUCUUGGAGCAGAGUCGUACUGGAGAGGAGGAGGUGAGGGAUGAGAAAGCCCAGCUGAACCGCAGGCUGGAUGGCCUCUCUGAGAGAUUGCAUGGACGCAUGGCUCAGCUGGAGGAGCUGAACAGCAGGCUGAAAGAGUUUGAAGAUGGUAGACUGGCAGUAGACAGAAGAUUGGAGGCAGCCAGGCAUCAGCUGGAGGUGCAGGAAGCGUUGGGCCCUCAGGCAUGCAGUAACAAGAGUCUGGAGCGCCUGCGCAGCCAGCAAGAGGCUCUCGGGUCCCUACAGCCGCAAGUGGUAUAUCUGCGGGAUCUGGCCAAGGGGCUGGCACAGGACGCACCUCAGACAACAGGAGGCAGUGGAGAUGGAGGACAGAAGCUGGUGCAACAAGCUCAGGACACAGAGAGGGAGUUUGGAGAAGUGACUGAGAAGAUCGAGCAGUGCUGCUCUUCCCUCGAGUCACGCCUGCAGGGCGUAGGAGAAGUCCAGUCACACGUUCGCGAUGUCUUCUCGCGCCUGGCGGAUUUGGACGACGAGCUGGACAGCCUGAGCCCUGUGGGGCGGGACGUGGACUCCCUGGCCUCACAGGCAGAUGCAAUAAGGGGAUUCCUGAGGCGUCUGGCCUCACUGCGGGCUGAGCUCGAAGGCCAUGGCGGUGCCUGCACGGCCAUGCUAAGACGAGAAGGUAGCUCCCCCGACCUCCUCGCGCUCAGGAGGGAGACGGAGGCUCUGAGUCGCCAGGCAGCCAAGCUGGCCGAGAGGGGUCAGGGUCGCCUGGCACUCAUCGAAGAAGCUGAGGAGCGAGUGAAGGAGUUCUAUGCCCGCCUCACAGAGCUACAGGGGCUUCUCGACCGGGCAGAGGAAGGGUUGAAUGCACAAGGUGUCGUGGGAACUGAAGUGGAGGUCAUCAAACAGCAGCUCCAGGAAUUUAAGGCUGUGGAGCGAGAGCAGGUAGACAGCAUCCAGCCCAAACUGCACCACGUGAAUGCUGUUGGUCAGGGGCUAAUCCAGAGUGCAGCUAAACACACAGACACACAGGCUCUGGAGCAUGACCUGGAAACUACCAACCUGCAGUGGAACUCCCUCAACAAAAGGGUUGCCGAGAGAAUCGCUCAGCUCCAGGAAGCCCUUUUGCAUUGUGGGAAGUUCCAAGAUGCUCUGGAACCUCUGUUAAGCUGGUUAAGCGACACAGAGGAGCUAAUAGCCAAUCAGAAGCCUCCAUCAGCCGAGUACCGUGUGGUUAAAGCACAAAUCCAAGAACAGAAGCUGCUGCAGCGGUUGCUGGAUGACCGGCGUGGGACGGUAGAGAUGAUCCGGGCUGAAGGUGAGCGCAUUGCAGCCACAGCAGAGACACAAGACAGAGAAAAGAUCCAGAGACAGUUGCGAAGCUUGGGAGAGCAAUGGGCAGAUCUGCUGGAGAAGGCCAAUGCCAGGCAGCGUCAGUUGGAGGAGCUGCAGGUUCUGGCUCUGCAGUUCCAUGAGUCAGUGGAGCCUUUGGGAGAGUGGCUGAGUGCCACAGAGAGACGCCUGAGCUCCGCUGAGCCCAUGGGAACCCAGGCCUCCAAAAUUAGCCAGCAAAUCAGCCGCCACAAGGCCCUCCAAGAGGAGGUGUUGUCUCGGGAAAAAGAGGUGGACCAUCUAGAGGCCCUUGGCCAAUCUCUCUCCCCUCUCAGCUGUGCAGCAGACCGUGAUUGGCUCAAUGAGCGAGUGGGAGCGGUGCGCAGUGGGCACACAGAGCUGCGUAAUUGGUGCUCUCGGCGAGCGGCCAUGUUGGAGCAGGCCCUGGCCAAUGCACAGCUGUUUGGGGAGGAGGAGGUGGAGGUGCUGAACUGGCUGGCUGAGGUGGCCCAGCGCCUGGCUGAAGUCUCAGUGCAGAGCUACCAGCCUGAGCUGCUGGCUGAGCAUCACAAGUACACUCUGUCUCUGAAUGAGGAGAUUGUGAGCCGGAAGAAGACCGUGGACCAGGCCAUAAAGAAUGGACAGGCUUUGCUGAAACAGACCACGGGUGAAGAAGUGCUGCUGAUCCAGGAGAAACUGGAUGGAAUAAAGAGCCGAUAUGCAGAGAUGACCGCAGGCAGCAGCAAGGCCCUCCGUAACCUGGAGCAGGCACUGCAGCUCGCCACCCGAUUCGCCAGUGCUCACGAGGACCUCAGCCAAUGGCUCGACUCUGUGGAGGCAGAGCUUAAUACCAUAGAUCCAGACACAACACCAGCCUAUCAAGAGAGACAGAAGGACCUGAAGUGUGUGUCGGCUGAGAAGCGGCUCAUUCUGGACACAGUCAACGAGGUGGGAAGUGCAUUGCUGGACCUGGUGCCCUGGCGAGCACGUGAAGGUCUGGACCGUCUAGUGGCCGAUGCCAACCAACGCUACCGGCAGGCUGAUGAGACCAUUGCGCAAAGAGUGCAGCUAGUGCAGGCGGCCAUCCAGAGGUCACAGCAGUAUGAGGAGGCUGUGGAUGCGGAACUUGCGUGGGUGGGGGAGACUGAAAGGAAACUGGCCUCCCUGGGGCCUCUGAGUCUGGAGCCUGACGUGACCGUGGCUCAGCUCCAGGUCCAGAGAGCCUUCAACAUUGACAUCAUCCGCCACAAGGAUACGGUGGACCAGCUCCUCCACACACGAGAGGAUAUCCUGGAGAGCUGCAGUGAGCAGCAGAGAGAAGCACUGAAGGUAAAGACGGAUUCACUGAGUACUCGCUAUGAGGCAGUGAGUCAGAACCAUGCCGAGAGAUUCUCGGCACUGGAACAGGCUCAGGUGCUGGUGGCCCGCUUCUGGGAGACGUAUGAGGAGCUGGACCCAUGGCUGGGUGAGACAGAGGCCCUGAUAACCCAACUGCCUCCUCCUGCCAUUGACACCGAGGCUCUCCGACAACAGCAGGACCAGAUGAGGCUGCUGAGAGAGUCUAUAGCUGAGCACAAGCCCCACAUCGACAAGCUACUGAAGAUCGGCCCACAACUGGCUGAGCUGAGUGCCCAGGAGGGGGCGACACUGAGACAACGCUACAGCGAGGCUGAACGACGCUACCUGGCCAUCAAAGAGGACGUCAAAGGGCGAGCUGCAGCACUGGAUGAGGCCUUCUCUCAGUCUGCACAGUUCCAUGAUAAGAUGGACCCCCUGCUGGAGACCCUGGAGGGAGCAGUGCAGCGUUUGCGGCAGCCUCCUCCCGUGGCAGCUGAGGUAGAGAAGAUCCGUGAACAGCUGGCAGAUCACCGGGCAGCAGGACUUGAGCUGGACAAAUUGCUGCCCUCCUUUAGUGCCCUGUGUGCCCGUGGGGAAGAGCUCAUCACCCGCGCAGCACAUGAUGACCCAGCUGCUCAGGCGGUGCGCUCUCGGCUCCUGAGGCUCCGCUCCCUGUGGGAUGAGAUCAGACAAAGGGCAGAGGAGAGAGAGGGAAAACUGCAGGAUGUACUUGACUUGGCUGGAAAGUUCUGGGCUGAUAUGGCAGCGCUGCUGAGCACACUGCGAGACUCUCAGGAGAUUGUCAAAGAGCUAGAGGACCCUGGAGUGGAUCCAUCACUGAUCAAGCAGCAGAUUGAGGCAGCAGAAGCCAUCAAAGCAGAGACAGACGGUCUGAGGGAGGAGCUGGAGAUUGUUCGCACGCUGGGAGCUGACCUCAUCUUUGCUUGUGGAGAAACUGAGAAACCAGAGGUCAAGAAGACCAUUGAUGAGAUGAAUGCUGCCUGGGAAGGCUUGAACCGCACAUGGAGAGAGAGGAUGGAGAAACUGGAGGAGGCUAUGACGGCCUCUGUGCAGUACCAAGAUGCUCUGCAGGGUAUGUUUGACUACCUAGACAACGCUGUCAUCAAACUGUGCGACAUGCAAACUGUGGGAACCGACCUCAGCACCGUCAAACAACAAAUAGAGGAGCUCAAGCAAUUCAAGGUUGAAGUGUACCAACAGCAGAUAGACAUGGAGAAGCUGUGCCACCAGGGGGAGCUACUGCUCAAAAAGGUUGCUGACCAAGCAGACAGAGACAUGAUCCAGGAACCUCUCACUGAACUCAGGCACCUGUGGGACAAUCUGGGAGAAAAGAUCACUCUCAGACAGCACAAGCUGGAAGGAGCUCUUCUAGCCUUGGGUCAGUUUCAGCACGCUCUCUCUGAGCUGCAGGCCUGGCUAAGCCACACACAUGCCACCCUGGACACCCAGAGACCUGUCAGCUCUGACCCCAAAGCCAUCGAGAUCGAGCUGGCCAAACAUCACGUGUUGCGUAAUGACGUCCUGUCGCAUCGAGCCACAGUGGAGACGGUGAACAGUGCAGGCUCAGAGCUGCUGGAGUCCAGUCCUGGAGACGAGGCUAGCCACCUGAGAGACCAGCUGGAUGAGCUGAACCGCAGCUGGGACAGCUUACUCCUGAAGACAGAUGAGCGACAGAAACUACUCGAGACUGCGCUGCAGCAGGCGGAGGGUUUCCAUGGUGAGCUGGAGGAGUUCCUGCAGUGGCUGAGGCGCACAGAGAAUCAGUUAUCAGCAGCCAAACCCACAGGUGGCCUUCCAGAGACGGCCAGAGAGCAGCUGCAGCAGCACAUGGAGCUGCAGGCUCAGUUGACACAGCGUGGUGAACAGUACCACCGACUGCUAGAUCAGGGAGAGUCCAUGCUGUUGGCCAGAGGGGGUGAUGAGGGCAGCCCUGGAACCACUCAAACCCAGCAGAACCUGGCCCUGCUCCAAAACAAGUGGACCAGUCUGAAUGCCAAGAUGGACGACAGGAGGGGUAAAUUGGAGGAGGCUGUAUCCCUGGCAACAGGGUUCCAGUCAUCACUGCAGGACACCAUCAACUGGCUGACACAGGCAGAGCAGACUCUGAACAUGGCCCAACCACCUAGCCUCAUUCUUGACACUGUUCUCUUCCAGAUAGAUGAGCACAAGGUGUUUGUGAAUGAGGUGAACACACACAGGGAGCAGGUACUGGCUCUGGAGAAGGCAGGUUCUCAGCUGCGCUUUGCCAGCCUCAAACAGGAUGUGGUGCUCAUCAAGAACCUGCUGUUGAGUGUGCAAGCUCGCUGGGACAAGCUGGUGCAGAGGUCUCUGGACAGGGGACGGCACCUGGACGAGGCCCGCAAGAGAGCAAAACAGUUCCAUGAGGCCUGGAGGAAGCUGACUGAUUGGCUGGAGGAGGCUGAGAAAAGACUGGACUCUGAGCUGGAGAUCUCCAAUGAGCCUGAUAAAAUCAAAGUGCAGCUCACUAAACAUAAGGAGUUUCAGAAGGCUCUUGGUUCUAAGCAGCCAGUAUAUGACACCACAGUGCGCUCUGGGAAGGCGAUGAGAGACAAAGCUACACUGCCAGCUGACACACACAAACUGGAAAACCUCCUCGGGGAGGUCAGAGACAAGUGGGACACUGUGUGCGGGAAGAGUGUCGAAAGGCAGCACAAGUUGGAGGAGGCCCUGCUGUUCUCGGGUCAGUUUGCCGAGGCUCUGCAGGCACUUGUGGACUGGUUGUACCGGGUGGAGCCACAGUUGGCUGAAGACCAGCCUGUCCAUGGAGACCUGGACCUCGUCUCUAAUCUAAUGGAUUCCCAUAAGGCCUUCCAAAAGGAGCUGGGGAAAAGGACCGGUAGUGUUCAGGCACUGAAACGUUCUGCUCGGGAACUCAUGGAUACAGGCCGGGAUGACACCGCCUGGGUCAAAGUUCAGCUGCAGGAGCUCAGCAACCGCUGGGAGACGGUCUGCGCACUGUCUGUCUCCAAACAGACCCGUCUCCAGCAGGCUCUCAAACAGGCUGAGGAGUUCCGCACAGCUGUGCAGAUGUUAUUGGAGUGGCUCUCGGAGGCAGAGCAAACCCUGCGUUUCCGAGGCAUCCUGCCAGAGGAGGUGGAGACCUUGCAGGCCUUGUUACACACGCAUCGUGACUUCAUGCAGACUGUGGAAGAAAAGAGAGUGGAUGUGAACAAAGCAGCUGGCAUGGGCGAGGCCAUACUUGCAGUGUGCCAUCCCGACUGUAUCACCACCAUCAAACACUGGAUCACCAUCAUCAGGGCCCGCUUUGAGGAGGUUUUAACAUGGGCGAAGCAGCAUGAGCAGCGGCUGGAGGCAGCACUCUCAGAACUACUCAACAAUGCAGCGCUGUUGGAAGACCUGUUGUCAUGGCUACAGUGGGCGGAAACGACAUUAGUGCAACGUGACACUGAGCCCCUCCCCCAGGACAUCACUCAGCUUAAAACGCUGAUCACAGAGCACCAGGUUUUCAUGGAGGAGAUGACUCGUAAACAGCCUGAUGUGGAUAAAGUGACAAAAACCUACAAGAGAAAACCAUCAGAAACUUCUAGCAGUCUUGCUGAGAGACGGGGUGUCCGUAAGCAGCAGCAACAGCAGCAGCAGCCUGCCAUGCAGGUAACCGGAGGAAACCCUCGCCUUAACCAACUCUGCUCACGAUGGCAACAGGUUUGGCUACUGGCCCUGGACCGCCAGCGCAAGCUCCAUGAUGCCCUCGACAGGCUAGAAGAGCUGAAAGAAUUUGCCAACUUUGACUUUGAUGUAUGGAGGAAGAAGUACAUGCGCUGGAUGAAUCAUAAGAAGUCUCGCGUCAUGGACUUUUUCCGGCGCAUAGACAAGGACCAAGAUGGCAAAAUCACUCGGCAGGAAUUUAUCGAUGGCAUCCUGGCUUCAAAAUUCCCCACCAGCAAGCUCGAGAUGACCGCAGUGGCUGAUAUCUUUGACCGUGAUGGUGACGGUUACAUUGAUUACUACGAGUUUGUGGCAGCUCUGCACCCGAAUAAAGAUGCUUAUCGACCUACUACAGAUGCAGACAAGAUUGAAGACGAGGUCACCAGACAAGUGGCCCAGUGCAAGUGUGCGAAGAGGUUCCAGGUUGAGCAGAUUGGGGAGAACAAAUACAGGUUCUUCCUUGGGAACCAGUUUGGGGAUUCUCAGCAGCUGCGUCUGGUGCGGAUCCUGCGCAGUACAGUCAUGGUUCGUGUGGGAGGGGGCUGGAUGGCGCUGGACGAGUUCCUGGUCAAGAACGACCCUUGCAGAGUGCAACACCCAGGACUUAAAAUCCUUCGCUCCGACUCCAGCUGCUCCAUAUCAUCUCGUAUAGCACGUGGACGUACCAACCUGGAGCUGCGCGAGAAGUUCAUUCUUCCCGAAGGAGCCUCACAAGGUAUGGCAGCCUUCCGCUCCCGUGGCCGACGCUCCAAGCCUUCAUCACGCACGGCCUCUCCAACGCGCUCCUCCUCCUCAGCCUCGCAGAGUGCGCAGAGCUGUGCCUCAGUGCCCUCUGCCCCUGCUACGCCCACUGCCUCCUCAAGGUCCUCCCAAUCUCAAACGCGGGGCUAUGCCAAGCCCUGGCUGGCACACAGUAAAACUCCAACUCCAUCCAAGUGCCAGUCCUGCCCAGAGCACGGCCACACCCCUGGGCACGAGGGAGGCUCCUCAUCCAAGCUUAAAAGGCCACCUUUCCAUUCCAGCCGUGGAUCUCUGACGGGUGAAAAUGGUGGAACCACACCUGCUGCUAAACCGGCGCGCUCUGACACCAAGCGCACUACGUCCUCAGCCAGCGGACCUGCGAGUCGUGCAGGGAGCCGCGCAGGGAGCAGAGCCAGCAGCCGCAGGGGCAGCGACGCCUCCGACGCUUCUGAGCUGAUGGAGACGCGCUCAGCCUGCUCCGACACUUCAGACACACCGCGCCGCCCAGGCGCGAAACCCUCCAAAAUCCCAACCAUCUCCAAGAAGACCCCCAGUUCCAAAACACCAACGACUAAGAAGUAGCGCGUUUUCUCCAUGAACAGGUGGAGAUGGGGGACAGGAGCACAAAGGCGCUGAUGUUGAUGCUGCACCACUUUUUUUUUUUUUUCUCUCCGUAGUGCGUGCCACUCAACCUACCUGACCACCAGCACAGGCGUGUAGGAUUAAUGAGAUUAGAGAACUGGAACAUCUUUCGCUCCUCCAGCUGUACUAAAAACACCUGGACGCUGCUGACCCCAGAACCGCCCCCGAUAACAACCAUAACAGUGCUGCCUUAUUUGUGUCACAAUUUGACUGACGACUUAGUUUCUUGAACAUGUGACUGAGCAGGAAGGCAACUAACACGUGGAGUGAGUGGUACGACCACUGGAACUGGGAUUUAACCUUAGCCCAAGUUAAUAUGCAAUGGCGAGCCACUCUUUAGCGCUGAGACUGGGAGAGAUGGCACGGCCACGAUUCCAAUACUGACUCUCAUAGGCACACAUUUCUUUAGAAUUUCUGUGAAACAAAAAACAGUGGUAAUGAGUCUGACCUUUUCUCAACUGUAUGCAAAGCUACUUGUGGUUUAGCAGAUUUUAUUCUGAAACGACUCGCAAACCUCAAAGUAUUCUGCACCUAGAUCAUGUGGUGUGUGUGUGUGUGUGUGUGUGGCUUGUGUGCUAAUUAAUUUUCAUGGUGGACAAACUGAACAACAGUUCAAGGAAGUGGUGAGCGAUUAAUCAUCUCAUCCUUGUUAGGGAACCAGAAGUUUGGUCAUGUAACCACAACGUCCCUUCUUGUCUCAACAAAGAGUCCACUAAAACACUCCUGAUGGCAUUUGAUAUCCAUCUGAUGGCCAUUUGUUUGUUUCUACGUCCAACGAACGUAGAAAGUCAUAAAAUCCUGAGAGCACUUCUUCAGUGACUCGUACAGCAGAAUUUCACGCAUGCACUGACAUUUUCCUUUUAAACCUGAUGCUAAUAAAAUCGGGCACACUCACCUGUGUUUUAACCAUGAUUAGUUACACAUAUCAUGUUACAGAGAUCUUUUAGUUGCUUCACGUUAUGAGAAACCCUUCAAGAAAUUGUGAAUGUUUCAUGCUUAAUUUAUAAUCCUAAUGUAUUUUUGUUUUGCUGGUUUCUUUUCUAGUGUAAAAAAAAAAGUGUAUUUAUUUUUCAUUACGGUAUAAUAUCACAUUCUGGGAAACUCUAGUAUUACAUUAUGUCUAACGAUUUUGUGCUUUGUGUUUUUUGCCUUUGUUCUAAUGAUUUUUCUGAUAAUGGUCAUUACUGAUAUAAUGGACCACGAAGCUGACUGAUUUCACUGGUGGCCUUUUUGCCAGCGAUUACAGCCUCUAGAUCAUGUCGAAAAUUGCUUCCCAAUUUGUUGUUGGAAGCUCGUGUAGAAAGUCGGAUCGCGGGGCUUUGACCACACGCCCCAUGAAACGACUGUACACUUAGCCUUGUCUUUGACAAGUUGAAGCAUAUGAAUAUCUAAUGAAAGUUGAAAUGGGAAGGUAAUUUUUAUUUAUUUAUUGUGUCUAAGGGAGGGGAGGGGGGUAAGGGCUAUGAAACGGAUUCACCUUUCGAGUCUGUGCAACUCUCUCAGUAUGAUGAAGAGAUUGGAACGGGUGCGGUUGUGUACAAGUGAAAAGUUAAGAUUAUAAAAUCUUUUUUUUUGUUCUUUUUUUUGUAUUAAAAUUAUGCUUGCAGUAAA
Molecule: messenger RNA, 26233 nt
Organism: Neoarius graeffei (lesser salmon catfish)
Lineage: Eukaryota; Metazoa; Chordata; Actinopteri; Siluriformes; Ariidae
Gene: macf1a
Product: microtubule actin crosslinking factor 1a
Exons: 100
Coding region: 644-24562 (7972 amino acids)
Biological process (GO): regulation of focal adhesion assembly; wound healing; intermediate filament bundle assembly
Cellular component (GO): keratin filament; cell junction; cytoplasm
Molecular function (GO): structural molecule activity; cadherin binding; keratin filament binding
Source: RefSeq, a predicted model, not a curated record